UACUAUGGAUCCUUUCAACCAAUUCAAGCGCGAAGUCACGGGCUUCCCCAGCCUGGGAGUCGACGAGGACCGGGAAGAGCUGCGUGAAACCAAGCAAGUGGGGAUGUCGCUUACCAGAGACCAAGCGGCUGAGGAAGCAGGGUCAGAGUUAGCACCUCAGCAGCGGGCGGCAGGCAUACAAAUCAAGAAGGAAGGAGACAGCCAUGGGGACGACAACCAUGGUGACGGUGACGGCGAGGAGGGGGCCGGCGAUGUGGGCGCUGGAUAUCCGUGGCCCGCGGGUCGCGAAACCCGCGAUGAGAAGCCGGAGGAGCCGAAGCCGGAGGAGCCAAGGCCGGAGGGGCAGUUGCCCCCGGCCGCGGCUCCGGGUCCCGCUCGGGGAGGGAGGUGGACCGUGGGUCGCCUCAUCAAGUUCAGCCCCCAGCAGAUGCGCCAGCUGGAGAGCUUGUUCCAGAGCACCCACUAUCCCAGCCCCACCACGCGCCAGGAACUUUCGAGAUUCAUGAAUGUGCCUGUAGCCAGAGUGCAGGUUUGGUUUAAGAAUAGGAGGGCCAAGUUGAGAAGACAGCGGAGGGCACUGAGGCUCAGAAACAUGCCCCCCAUGGCCACGGUCCCCCCUCCCAUCAUUAACACGGGUCAACCCUACCAUGGCAUGUUCAUUCGGCAGCUGAAUUUUGUGUGGAUUUUUCAGGAGUCAAUGAUGCCGAGGCCACCUCGCCCGCCCAUGCCACCCUUUCCUCCUAUGUACCUGCUUCCUCAACCUUGGUCCUGUCUAGGUUUCCCUCCCUAUGGCUGCCCUCCACCCUUCCUUCCCUAUGGCUACUUUCCACCUUUCCCUCCCUAUGGCCGCCCUCCACUUUCCCUUCCCUUUGGCUGCCCUCCACCUUUCCCUCGCUAUGGCUGUCCUCCUAUGGCCCAUCCUGGUGCGGUACCACCCAUAGCUCUUCUUUAAUCCUUUUCCCAAAGAAUGGGCU
Molecule: messenger RNA, 974 nt
Organism: Prionailurus viverrinus (fishing cat)
Lineage: Eukaryota; Metazoa; Chordata; Mammalia; Carnivora; Felidae
Gene: RHOXF2B
Product: Rhox homeobox family member 2B
Exons: 4
Coding region: 5-952 (315 amino acids)
Biological process (GO): regulation of transcription by RNA polymerase II
Molecular function (GO): DNA-binding transcription factor activity, RNA polymerase II-specific; RNA polymerase II transcription regulatory region sequence-specific DNA binding
Source: RefSeq, a predicted model, not a curated record